AUGAAGACGGAGAGCUUCCCCGAGGAGAAUGGCUUCGCGGAGGGAAAAGCCGCUGGCCAAGGCAACCUCGCACCCGGGAGCUGUCAGAAGAAACGCCGCUGGAUUCCCGAAAAUUUCUGGGAGGACGUGAGGCAGCUGCUGGUGCUGGCGGGGCCGCUGAUCCUUAUCCAGCUGCUGAUCUUCCUGAUCCACCUUGUCAGCUCCAUAUUCUGUGGCCACUUGGGCAAGGUUGAGCUGGCCUCUGUCACGCUGGCCAUCGCUGUUAUAAACGUCACUGCCAUCUCUGUAGGUUACGGUUUGACUUCAGCAUGUGACACCUUGAUAUCACAGACCUAUGGCAGCAAGAACCUGCUGCGCGUGGGGGUGAUCCUGCAGCGUGCCACCAUCAUCAUCCUCCUCUGCUGCUUCCCUUGCUGCGCCAUCCUCAUCAACGUCGAGCAGUUGAUGCUGGUCAUACGGCAGGAUCCCGAGGUCUCCAGGCUGACCCAGAACUAUGUGAAUGCAUUUCUGCCUGCCCUCCCGGUGGUUUUUCUGUAUAACCUGGAGACAAGAUACCUGCAGAACCAGAUGAUCAUGUGGCCCUUGGUGCUGAGUGGGGUCAUCGGCAACGUCGUCAACGUGGUUGCAAACUACAUCCUCCUCUACGUGUUCCACCUGGGCGUUAUGGGCUCUGCCUGGGCCAACACCAUUGCUCAGUAUUCACAAACCAUUUUCUUGUUCGUGUACAUCAUAGGCAGGAAACUCCACGUGAGCACCUGGGGAGGCUGGUCCUCCGAGUGCCUGCUGGAGUGGGACAGCUUCACCUCCCUGGCUAUCCCCAGCAUGCUCAUGAUGUGCAUUGAGUGGUGGACCUACGAGAUCGGGAGCUUCUUGAUAGGCCUGCUGAGUGUUGUCGAGCUCUCCGUCCAGUCCAUCAUCUAUGAGGUGUCUGUUGUGGCUUUCAUGAUCCCCCUGGGGCUGGGCACAGCUGCCAGUGUGCAGGUGGGCAACGCGCUGGGUGCCGGCGACGUGGAGGCAGCCAAGAGAUCCUCCAGCACCAGCCUGAUCUGCACAGGAGUGUUCUCCGUUAUUGUGGGGUCCAUUUUAGCUGCCACAAAGAACGUGCUGGGACACAUCUUCACCAAGGACAGGGAAAUCAUUGACUUGGUGGCGUGGGUCAUGCCUAUCUACGUUGUCUUUCACUUGUUUGAAGCCAUGACUGGUGCCUGCAGUGGGGUGCUCAGAGGCAUCGGGAAGCAGAAAUUUGGUGCCAUCCUCAACGCCGUGAGUUACUACGGUGUGGGCAUGCCCCUGGCAGCUGUGCUGCUCUUUGUGGCCAAGAUCGGCGUCAUAGGCCUGUGGGUCGCAAUGCUCGUCUGUGUCUUCAUCCUCUGCACCUGCUUCAUCACCUACAUCUCCCGUGUGGACUGGGAGAAGGCAGCCAAGGAGGCUCAGCGCCGUGCAGGAGUGACCCAGCUGCCACCACCAGAGCUGCCAAGCCUGGGCCCUGAACCCUCCUGCAAGGAUCUGGAUGUGGGACCAGCCCCCCAGCCCCACACUUACCUCCCUGCCAGGGCGGUGCUGGGGUCUGUUGCGGGAAUAGAAGCGCAGAACGACGUUGUGCUCACGGGCAUCACCAAGACAGAGGGAGCCACGUACCAGCUGGAGCUGCAGGAGGUCACCUCUGCUCCGGCCACCCCCGUGGUCACCAAGCAGCUGAUCCUCCGCCGUGUGCUGGCAGUGGCUGCAGCUGUCACCAUACUCGUGCUUGGCAUUGCCAUAAAGUUGAUCACCAGGAAAGACUGA
Messenger RNA from Cinclus cinclus, 1785 nucleotides. Its product is annotated as multidrug and toxin extrusion protein 1-like. Gene Ontology annotation, molecular function: antiporter activity; xenobiotic transmembrane transporter activity. The transcript is spliced from 17 exons. NCBI's taxonomy places the organism in Eukaryota, Metazoa, Chordata, Aves, Passeriformes, Cinclidae. Gene Ontology annotation, biological process: xenobiotic detoxification by transmembrane export across the plasma membrane. Gene Ontology annotation, cellular component: membrane. The record is from RefSeq and is a predicted model, not a curated record. Bases 1 to 1785 code for a protein of 594 amino acids.